UCUUCAUUGUCUACCUCCUUACCCUCUUGGGCAACGCUUCCAUCAUCUGUGCUGUGUGCUGUGAUCAGAGACUCCACACCCCCAUGUACCUCCUGCUGGCCAACUUCUCCUUCCUGGAGAUCUGGUCACAGGCAGAUGAAAGCCCUCAGCAGCCCCAGCAACUCCAGCACCAUCACUGGCUUCAUCCUCCUGGGCUUCCCCUGCCCCAGGGAGGAGCAAAUCCUCCUCUUUGUGCUCUUCUUCAUUGUCUACCUCCUUACUCUCAUGGGUAACGCUUCUAUCAUCUGUGCAGUGUGCUGUGAUCAGAGACUCCACACCCCCAUGUACCUCCUGCUGGCCAACUUCUCCUUCCUGGAGAUAUGGUAUGUUACCUCCACAGUCCCCAACAUGUUGGCCAACUUUCUUUCUGACAGCAAGGUCAUUUCCUUCUCUGGAUGCUUCCUGCAGUUCUAUUUCUUCUUCUCCUUGGGUUCUGUAGAAUGCUUUUUCCUGGCAGUCAUGGCAUUUGAUCGCUACCUUGCCAUCUGCAGGCCUCUACAUUAUCCUGCCCUCAUGACCGGGCGCCUCUGCAACAUCCUUGUGAUCAGUUGCUGGGUGCUUGGUUUCCUCUGGUUCCCUGUUCCCAUCACCAUCAUCUCCCAGAUGUCCUUCUGUGGGUCCAGAAUUAUAGACCACUUCCUGUGUGACCCAGGACCCCUGUUGGCCCUUGCCUGUUCCAGAGUCCCAUUGAUGGAGGUUUUCUGGGCAAUUAUAAGUUCUAUGCUCUUGUUUAUUCCUUUUAUCUGCAUCAUGGGAUCUUAUAUAUUGGUCUUGAGAGCUGUGUUUAGAGUUCCUUCAAGAGAUGGACAAAAAAAGGCCUUCUCCACUUGCGGGUCUCAUCUGACUGUAGUUUCACUCUUUUAUGGUUCAGUGAUGAUAAUGUAUCUGAGCCCAACAUCUGAACAUGCAGCUGGAAUGCAGAAGCUUGUGACUCUAUUUUAUUCUGUGGUUACUCCACUCAUUAAUCCCGUGAUAUACAGUCUGAGGAACAGAGAUAUGAAACAUGCCCUGCAGAAGAUUUUAAGAACGUAAAAAUGUUGGAAUUUUAAGCAAACAAAAGACAGAAGACAGACAGAUAGAUAUGGCCCAAGGAAUGACAUUAUAAGGAUGUGUGGCCUUGUUGAAGUAGGUGUGACACUGUGGGUGUGGGCCUGCCUGGAAGUCAGUCUUCUAUCUCUACAUUGCCAUGUUCCCAACUUGAUAAUAAUGGACUAAACCACUGAACCUAUAAGUCAGCCCCAAUUAAAUGUUUUCCUUGUAGAUCACGGUGUCUGUUUGCAGCAGUUAAACCAUAUCUAAGACAAUAUAUAAUAGAAUAUUAAUAUUAUUCAACAACAAGAACAAGUAAAUUGUAUCAUUUACACCAACAUGGAGAUCAUUGUAUUAAGUAAAAUAUGUCAGAUAUGGAAAGUCAAAUACUGCAUGUUCUCAAUUAUGUGUAGAAAUUUUUUAAAAAACUAAUAGGAUAAUGGUUGUCAAAGACUAAGAAGUUUAUGGAGAAGCAAUAUGGCUAGUGUUUGUGGGGUUCUGUUGGAUAGUUAUUCAACAUAUGCCUUUGAUUGUGUAAUAAGAUGAUUAUGUCUGACAAUCAUUAAUUCUGUUUCAAACAAAAGGACUGAGAUUUUGAGUGUACUGAACAUAAAAAAGUGAUAAACAUUUCAAAUGAUUUUUAUAGCAAUUACCUUGGGAUUAUAUGUACUGUAUUCACAUACUAAAUAUCUCCCUUAUAUCACAAAUAUAUAUAUAUAUAAUUAUUGAAUCAAUUAAAACUGUAGAACUACACAUCUUAGAAUAUGUCUAUAAACUCAGAACUUGAAAGGUGGGACUGGAUGACCAAAAUUUCAAGGGAGUUUGGAUAUACAGUAAGAUCAUGUUUCAUGAAACAAAAUAAAAGAACAUGGUGGUCCAUGCCUGUGAUACUUAUAUUUCCUGUUGCUAUAGUAAACCUCAUGACCAAAAAAUUUAGUAAUGAGAAGAAAUACUUUGUAUAGAGAUUAUGUAUAUAAUUCAUCAUUCCAUGGAACCAAGACAAGAUAUUAAAACAGGAAACUGGAAGCAGACACUGAAGACCAUGGAGGAGCAUACUUUACCGGCUUGCUUUUCAUGGAUUUCUUAACUUGUUGUCUUCUACAACUCACCUGCCCAGGAAUAGCACCACCUACAGUUGGAUGAACCCUUCCAAAUCAAGCAUUAAUUACUAAUGAAGAAAAUGCUGCACAGAUAUGCUCAUAGGCCAAUCCAACAGAGGCUAAUUCUGGGUGACUAUAAUUUAUGUCAUUUAGAUGAAACAUAACCAAUAUAUAUGAUCACUUUACAACCUGAUCUAUAAACCCAUAGCUAUUAGAUAACCUUUCUUUGUUUAUUCCUAAGCCCUCAUGUUAAUUUAAUAAUGUAAAAUACAGUCUAACUUUUUAAAACUCCCAUAUUAUAUUAAACUUUUCAACUCUUUAAAAAUUGAGUGCAUCUGUAAAAUAUCCAAACACUCAUCAGGGUGAAACCCUGGAAAAUCUACAAUAAAUUACCUGCUACUUUUUUAAAUUUUCCUUUUUAGAACUUUGGAGAUGAAGACUAUAUUUAUAUUAUUUCCAUCCUAUCCUCUCCCUCUUUGCAACUACUCUGAUGCCUCCCAUGCCCUCAUAAGUCUGAAACCUCUUAUUUCUUAACUAUUAUUGUUACACAUACAUACACACACAUGCAUAUAUAAUUAUAUAUAUGUUGAAAAAUGUGUUUAUCUGUGUGUGUAUGUGUGGAUAGGUAUUUAAAAAGCAGCUGAGAAUUAUAAUGCUACAGAUUGGGGGGGAAAAUCUUCACUAACCCACAUCUGAUAAAGGGCUAACAUCCAAAAUAUAUAAAGAACUUAAGAAGUUAACCAUCAAAAAACCAAACAAACCAAUAAAAAAAAUAGGGCAUAGAAUUCACAACAGAGGAAUCUUGAAUGGCUAAGAGGCACCUAAAGAAAUGUUCAAUGUCCUUAGCAAUUAGAGAAAUGCAAAUCAAAAUGACCCUGAGAUACCAUACCACCUUAUACCAGUCACAAUGACUAAGAUCAAAAUCUCAGGUGACAAUACAUGUGGGCAGGGAUAUGGAGAAUGAGAAACACUCUUCCAUUGCUGGUAGGAUUGCAAAUUGGUACAGCCACUCUGGAAAUCAAUUUGGGUGUUCCCAGAAAUAUCACUCUUGGGGAUAUAGCCAAAAGAUACUCCACCAUCCCAUGAGGGCAUGUGUUCUGCUAUGUUCAUAGUAGCCUUAUUUGUGAUAGCCAGAAGCUGGAAACAAUCCAGAUGUCACACAACAGAAGAAUGGAUACAGAAAAUGUGGUUCAUUUACACAAUGGAAUACUACUCAGCUAUUAAGAAUGAGGAUAUCCUGAGUUUUGCAGGUAAAUGGAUGAAACUAGAAAAUAUUAUCCUGAGUGGCGUAACUCAGACCAAAAAAGAUAUGCAUGGUAUGUUCUCAUUAAUAAGUGUAUAUUAGCCAAAAAAAAGAGUACAGAAUACCCAAGAUACAGUCCACAGAAGGUCAACAAAGAUACAGUCACAAAGGUCAACAAGCUGAAGGGUCCAAA
This is a messenger RNA of Rattus norvegicus (Norway rat), 3604 nucleotides long. Lineage: Eukaryota; Metazoa; Chordata; Mammalia; Rodentia; Muridae. The record is from RefSeq and is a predicted model, not a curated record.